Molecule: messenger RNA, 3648 nt
Organism: Lecanosticta acicola
Lineage: Eukaryota; Fungi; Ascomycota; Dothideomycetes; Mycosphaerellales; Mycosphaerellaceae
Source: the annotation of a GenBank genome assembly
AUGGAUCCCAACGCGCCGCCGGACAUCGGUGCGCCUGCCGCCAGAUCUAUCACGCUGGAGACGGGCAACGAGCUGCUGAAUGCGACGAGACAGCCAUCACCCGCCGCGACAGGUGAGACGAACAGUCCGAUAUCUGGCACAGGCUCUGCCCCGCCAACACCCUCCCUCAAGACACCACGUGCAUCCAUGCGCCCACCAUCGCAACCUGCCACUUCCCCUGUCCCCGCACACGACCACUCCCCGCGCCCUCAGAAUGCGCCAGUGCGUCGCGCAUCCAGUUCCGCCAGCCUGAACCGACCCUGCUCGUCCCCGCGACUCGUCAAGAAGGGCUCGCGGAGCUCCUUGGGCGCCCAGCACGAGGACCACGAGAGGAGACCGACUCCGAAGCGAUCCAUAUCGAACCUCAUCUCCAAUCUCCGAGAGGCUCAGGCAACAAUGGAGGCUAUCGAAGAGCCGACACCUCGCACGGCUACAGAAAUAGCGACAGAACACUUCGCCAGAGAGCUGCUGGGGCAUUCAAACGCGGACUCGGAAGCGGACACGGUGGUGAUACUGCAUGACGCCUGCUAUGGACAUCGAUAUUCAAGGCUCAAGACCACCAAGACCACCCUCUCCAUGAUCGUCGAGCGACCCGAGCGGAUACAUGCGAGCGUCCUGGGAGCAUCAACAGCGUACGUCAGGCUGGGCGGGCAUCACGCGGAGGGAAAGCAGGCACCCCACCCCGAGCGGACAGAAGUGCGGAAUCCUCCUUUCAAAAUCAAGCGCACAGGGCGGUCGAUGGACAUCACAUCUCCAUAUGUGACGGCAGUCCAUGGAGCGGCAUGGAUGUCGGAGCUCCGAGGCAUGUGUCAUUCUGCGCCUGGGAAGCUGGCUGCUGGGACAGCAGAGCUCAGCCGAUCUUCCACGCCCGGAGAGCCAGAAAAGCAGACGCUGCACGAGGGCGACUUGUAUCUCGCACCGGGGUCUCUGAAUGCUUUUCAGGGCGCGCUGGGUGGUGUCGCAGACGCCGUCGAUGCAGUCUUCUCUCCUAGUAUCAAGACCAACAAAGCCUUCGUCGCGGUUCGACCGCCAGGACAUCACUGUUCAGCAGAUCAUCCGAGUGGUUUCUGCUGGUUGAACAACGUGCACGUUGGUAUUGAAUACGCAGCACAGACACACGGUCUUACCCACGCCGCAAUUCUCGACUUCGAUCUACAUCACGGAGACGGCAGUCAAGCUAUCACAUGGAAUCGCAAUAGCAAGAACCAUGUCAAACGCACGAAUGCUAAGCCGAACAGCAAGCUGAAACUGGGCCCAGACAUUGGCUACUAUAGUAUUCACGACAUCAACAGCUAUCCAUGCGAGAUGGGCGACGACGAGAAGGUACACGCAGCAAGCUUGUGCAUCGAGAAUGCUCAUGGUCAAUCUAUUUGGAACGUGCAUUUACAACCCUGGAAGACUGAAGACGAGUUCUGGCAGCUGUACGAAGAGCGAUACAGCAUCCUGCUUGAGAAAGCGCACAAUUUCCUGGAACACCACAACAAGCGCCUCAGGUCCGAAGGAAAAGUGCGGCCCAAAGCGGCCAUUUUCAUCUCAGCAGGCUUCGAUGCCAGCGAGUGGGAGGGUUCGGGGAUGCAGCGGCACAGCGUCAAUGUGCCAACAGAAUUCUACGCUCGCUUCACACAAGACAUCGUCAAACUCGCUCAGGGAAUCGACAGCUGCGGAGGCCGAGUGAUCAGCGUGCUCGAGGGUGGAUACAGCGAUCGCGCACUGUGCAGCGGAGUCCUCGGCCACUUGUCCGGUCUCUGCUGCUCUCCUGUUACAAUGGAAAGUGGUGGUCUUGGUGGUCUCAUGAGCCAGAUGAACGGCCUCUCGAUCCACGGAGUCGGCUCGCAAGACACGUUGCGAUAUAAGAAAGACUGGUGGUCCGCGUCCAAUCUGACCGCCUUGGAGAGUAAGGUCAACCCGCCACCACCACCACCGCAAGGGAAGAAAGGCCGCAUUGGACCCCAGCCAACGUAUGCAACGCCCACCGAAUCUUUUGCAUACAAGGUCAUCGACGUGCAAAAGUUUGCUCGCACGGUGUCAGGCACGAUGCGAGAGGGCACCAUGCCUACACGGCCACCGACUCCACCGCCUCCGGAGGUCGACUGGAUCGUCGCAACGCAAGAGCUCUCCAAACUUCUCAUCCCAACAGACCGACAGACGAAGAGCUGCACCUCUGAGGAGCUUGCCGUACCUCGCGGAAACAAGGAACGACACAGCGAUACGGGACUGUCGACAAAGGAGGCUGCCCAGCCCAGACAGCUUCGGGAUCGACGAGCGAAGGGCCCAGUCCAUGCUGAGGCACACAGUGACGAAUCGAGGUCUGUCAGUCGAGCAGAAAGUCGAGCCAGCCGGCGUGAGACGAUCUCGGUACUGCCGUCGGAGGAGAAGUCAUCGACGCAGCAACGGAGGGCAAGCAGGCGGCUCAGCGCUGUGAGUGCUGAAGUCGAUGGCGAUUCAGAUGCAAAUGCUCCACCUAUCCCACCACUGCCCUCCAGCAUUCCGGCAGAGCAAUCGAAGCCUGUCAGUAUGAAGCCACCGCCAAUACCUGUACCAAGCGUUCAGGCGAACGGCAAGAAAGUCCAGCCGCCCACGACUCGCAAGGUGAUUGCGCCAACCAUGGGUACAGUCCUUGCCGCCAAGACUGCGAAUGUCUCAGCACCAAUGAGUCGUUCGUCAACAAGCCACGGGCAUUCUACUGCUCCCGCUCCGAAGAACUCGGAUGUGGACAACCUCACGUCUGGCAUGAAGAGAAUCACCCUGAAGGUCAGCGGGACCAAAGAGGAGCAUGAUCGAAAGCAGAAGGAGAAGCUCGACGCAGAACGCAGAGCAAGAGCUCUAAAGGGUGCAGAAACGAGGAGAGUCAACGCUGCUGCGAAGAAGGCCGCUCUGGAGGAGAGGGCCGCCGCGCCGAACAACGCUUCUGGGGCAGCUCCUAGCACUGCGCAACCAAGCUCGGAACCUGUCGCGGCACCUAUCCAUCCUGGCGAUGCAAUGCAGGUGGAUGAAGCCACAGGAAACGCAAGAUCUGGUCCCGUCGCCGAAGCUGAUUGGAGCGUGUCCGCUGUACCGAUAGCUCAAGAACAGCACGCGGUCGAUUCUGCCCUGCACGCUGUUGCUGCUAACGGCAUGGACAGUACUCAAGCUGCACCUCAUGCUGGCCACCCGAUGGCUUUCAAUGCUCCAGUCCGGGAUCUAGACUUGCCCGUAUACACCAACAGCGGUGGGCGCACGAAUGUGUCACCAGCCUUGCAUUCAGCAGAGACCAUGGCUGCUAUACCCCCAUCUUCGACUGUCGGCACUUCCCCCGGCCCUUGGUACGACAGCCCUCGGCCAUCUCCCGACUACGGAAUCUUACCGCCCAAUGCACACUUCAUGGCGCCAGUUAAGUCAGAGGUGUGGAGAGAUCGUAUGCCAACAUAUCCCUCCGAAUCAAACAUACCGGCACCAGCUUCACCCGUCCGCCCAGUGAGUAGCAAAGGCAACCUUCCCGUGUUUAGCAGUACGGGACAUAUACCAUUUGCGCCAAGCUCGGGCAAUGCUGGCAGUCAGCCCAUCUCGAGCAACAAGCAGGAGACAGACGAGAAGAAUAUAUGGGAGGUGCCGGAGACACCUGCGAAGUGA